Molecule: messenger RNA, 919 nt
Organism: Paramecium tetraurelia
Lineage: Eukaryota; Ciliophora; Oligohymenophorea; Peniculida; Parameciidae
Exons: 3
Biological process (GO): Arp2/3 complex-mediated actin nucleation
Cellular component (GO): Arp2/3 protein complex; actin cortical patch
Molecular function (GO): actin filament binding
Source: RefSeq, a predicted model, not a curated record
AUGACAGAAGCUGCUGGAAAUCCAAAGAAAAAUAGAGAGAAGAUGGCAGAAAUAAAGUUUGAGAAAUUUGGAUUUGGCUAACUCAACGUAGGAAUCCAGGCUUUGCUUCCCUUAUUUGCAGAAGGGUUGAGAACAGCCUUAUUACUUGAUGCAGGAGAUGGUGUCACCCAUUGUAUGCCAGUAUAUGACGGAUUCUGUUUGAAUCAAGGAGCUUAGAGAAUGAAUAUUGCAGGAAGACAUGUUACAGACCAAUUAGUCAAAUUAUUAUUCCAAAGAGGAUACGCCUUCAAUUCAUCAGCUGAUUUUGAAUUAGUAAGAGAAAUCAAAGAGGCUUUAUGCUUUGUAAGUUCAGAUAUCAGAAUGGAUACUAAAUUGGCACAAGAGACAACCUGUCAUGAAAGUACAUUCAGAUUGCCUGAUGGAGGAAGAGUUAAGAUUGGUCAAGAAAGAUACAUGGCUCCAGAAAUCUUGUUUUCUCCAUGGUUGCUAGGUAAGGAUGCUCCUGGAUGUGCUGAUAUCGUGUUCAAUGCCAUCUAAAAAUCUCCUAUCGAUGCAAGGAAGACCUUCUAUGAAAACAUCCUUAUAAGUGGAGGUACUACGAUGUUCCCAGGAUUUCCAACUAGAUUGUAGAAUUAAUUGAGAACCAUUUUCGAAGAAACUGUAUUAAAAGGAAAUACUGCAUAUGCUGCUAAUUCUAAAAUUAAAAUUAAAGUCUUGGAUCCCGCAAGAAGAAAGUACAAUGUGUUCAUUGGUGCUUCUUUCCUGUCUAAUGUAAUGAAGGAUAAAAAGAAUUUCUGGAUCUCAAAAGAAGAUUGGGAGGAAUAGGGAGCUGAAAGAGCCAUGAUGAAAGUUAUGGAAUCUUUAAUAUGAAAUAAAUAGUCGUAUUGCAAUUUGAUAUUGACAAAUAAUUAUUUCUUAA